Molecule: messenger RNA, 591 nt
Organism: Phaeodactylum tricornutum CCAP 1055/1
Lineage: Eukaryota; Bacillariophyta; Bacillariophyceae; Surirellales; Neidiaceae
Exons: 2
Molecular function (GO): GTP binding
Source: RefSeq, a predicted model, not a curated record
GUCCGACGGGUAAUUUUUGUCACGGGUGCCGUGACCAUGGAAGGAUGCCCACCAUCAGAUCGUGGCGAAGCAGUCUUUAUUGGUCGGUCCAACGUCGGUAAGAGCAGUUUAGUCAACAUGGUAACCAACCGCAAAUCAUUAGCGUACACGAGCAAACGCCCCGGGAAAACGCAACAGUUCAAUUUUUUCGCCGAUCAAGAUUCGUUCAAUAUUGUAGAUUUACCCGGGUUUGGCUACGCUAAAGUUCCCGAGGAGUUGCGGAAAGAAUGGUCCAUCUUUAUGGAUGCCUAUAUCGCCAAUCGAAAAACACUGCGGGUUUUGUUUCAUUUAGUGGACGGUCGCCACGGUCCGACCGAUGAGGACGCAUCGAUUAUGCGACGCGUUGGCGACUUGUUGCCGGGCUACGCAACCUAUGUAGUGGUCUUGACGAAAGCGGACAAGAAUGUCAAGGGCGCAGCCUCGAACAAAAAGGCCGGCAAAGUCUCCAGUGAUGUCGUGGACGCUGUUCGUCAAGCCAUGAAACAAAAUGGUGUAGGUAACGCACCAGUCAUUCUGACAUCGGCUGAAACAAAGCUGGGCCGUGACGAUAUC